Messenger RNA from Panicum hallii, 715 nucleotides. RefSeq lists its product as uncharacterized. The transcript has 4 exons. The record is from RefSeq and is a predicted model, not a curated record. Lineage: Eukaryota; Viridiplantae; Streptophyta; Magnoliopsida; Poales; Poaceae. The coding region runs from base 93 to 401 and encodes 102 amino acids.
UUUUAGAAAAUCGACCCAGAAAUCCCUUGACCAGCUGGAAGACUCCUCCGAAUCCGAGGGCACGCGAGGGGUUCAGGCGACCGGCGGCGAGCAUGGCGGCGGACAACAGCCGCGCGACGGCGGCCCUGGACGAGGCUCUCAAGCCCUUCCAGGAAAGAGCCUCCGAGGCUGAGAUACGCAUAGCAAAGCUGGAAGCCUUGCUGUCCAACAUAGAUGUCCUGAACAACGGAUCAGAGACGAGUUCUUCUGCCAUGAAAGAUCUUCAGUCAAAGCUAGACGCAGUUAGUGCAGAAUGCCUGACCGAAAAAGAGAAGAACAAGAAGCUAAUCAUGGAGAACGAGAAGCUCCAGUACCGCAUCACCCAUCUUAUCCGUGCAAUAAAAGAGGCAGAAUCAAGAUAGAAGAAGCCCGACGAGGCCGAUUUAAAGCCUGAUGUUCAAGUAUCCUAUCUUGCUGUUGAGCUUAAACUACUGUUGUGAUAUUGAUAUAGGUCUCGGUCAAAACUGCAUCGAUCUGUCGAUCAGGAUGCUAUGCAUGCGAUCGUCUGUUUUCACCUGACCCCAUUUUGGUAAGGUGUUGAGCGUUGAACCGUGGUCCGUGGAAUGUGGUACCUGAAUUAACUGUCCAUAUGUUAUCAUGUACUGGCGUUUGGUAAUCUGCUCAGCUGACAAUUGAGCCGGGUGGUUGAAAGAAAGAAAGAGGGCUUUCACUGAUA